AUACAGUGGCCGGCCAGCUUUAUGUCAAAGAAGUGGCUCUUCCUUCUUCUUGUUGUUCAGGCAAGACAGAUUUCUCCGUGCGUAUUCGACAGAGUAGAGAUGGUACGCGGCAAAUACUAUCAGAAAGUUAAAAGUGAGAAUGAGUGCUUUGCUCAAUGCUACGAGGACAACAACUGCAUUGCAUUUGCUCACAGGAAAGUCGAAAAAUCGUGCUAUUUGUUCAAAGCUGGAGAUACUCCAUACGACUGCAUCCCCGGCAAUAUCUGCUACGCCAUUCAACGCGAUGAGGUGGAUUCAAUGUGCGAAAGAUACGUGGAUGUUUGAACGAAAAGAGAAAUAGUUAUGUUACCCUCGGU
Messenger RNA from Cylicocyclus nassatus, 356 nucleotides. The record is from the annotation of a GenBank genome assembly. Lineage: Eukaryota; Metazoa; Nematoda; Chromadorea; Rhabditida; Strongylidae.